Molecule: messenger RNA, 1292 nt
Organism: Paecilomyces variotii
Lineage: Eukaryota; Fungi; Ascomycota; Eurotiomycetes; Eurotiales; Thermoascaceae
Product: phosphoribosyltransferase-like protein
Exons: 5
Coding region: 445-1065 (206 amino acids)
Biological process (GO): IMP salvage; XMP salvage; hypoxanthine metabolic process
Cellular component (GO): cytoplasm
Molecular function (GO): hypoxanthine phosphoribosyltransferase activity
Source: RefSeq, a predicted model, not a curated record
GUACCGAAGACUAGAUAGAUAUUAUUAUUUAAUCAAUUGAAUAUUCUUGGCUGCAGCGGACGUGGUGGCGCAUAGCGACGGAGACUUCCGACGACCUUUUCUUCUUCGAAGCGGGGGGCGGAGCGUCCAUACUGGUUGUCCGCGGUUGCGACAAGCACUAAAAGUGUCAAAGCACGAGCAACAUUUUUUUCCCUCUUCUUCUUCUGUGUGGUAAACCCCUCCGUUCUGCUCGGAAAUCUCUCUUGAUUCUUUUCAUAUAUUCCUUUCCGAUCGACAAUAAUAGAUCGCGCAAUAUCGCUAUCAGCCUGUCCUUUCAGCAACAAAGCCUGUUAUAUACCCCGCCUGCUCUCGUCACCAGCAGGUCCAUAGAUCUCGUCGCAUUGCAUAUCCAGUCUCUCUUACCUGCAAGAUCGUUACCGGGAGGACGUUACCCAAUAAACAGCCAUGCCUCAGAAGUUCUAUGUCACCUAUAACCAGGUGCACAAGCUGUGCCAGAAGUCGGCAGAGAAGAUCCUCAAUGAAUUCCAUCCCAACCUCAUGAUCGCUAUCGGUGGAGGAGGUUAUGUCCCCGCGCGUAUCCUUCGAUCUUUCCUGAAGCGCGCUGGCGAGCCGAACAUCCCCAUCCAGGCUAUUGGUCUCUCUCUGUAUGAGGAUCUGGGCCGCGGUGACGAUCCCGAAGAGGCUCCCGGUACCAAGGUCACUCGCACGCAGUGGCUCGAUCUGAGCUCCCUGGAGAUGUCCAACCUGAUUGGAAAGAACAUCCUGAUCGUCGAUGAGGUCGACGACACCAGGACAACGCUUGAGUAUGCCGUCCGUGAACUGCAGAAGGAUGUCGAGCAGGCGCAGCAGCAGCUUGGCCGCCAGGGCGAGAAGACCACCUUCUCAAUCUUCGUCCUCCACAACAAGAACAAGGAAAAGAGGGGCAAGCUGCCUGCCGAGAUGAUGGAGUCGGGCCACUAUCACGCUGCCGUGACGACCGACGAUGUCUGGAUCUGCUACCCUUGGGAAGCGAAGGACAUUGACGCGCACGACGAGAUGGCUAAGCAGAACCCCCUCAUCUAUUAAUCGACACGGAGUGGAUACCCCCCCCCCCCCCCCCCCCAACGUCGCACUCAUUUGAUAUAUCCUUUUUUUUUGGCGGCAUAUAUUCUAUAUCUAUAUCGCUUUGCAGUUUGUAUAGCAUCUGCAUAUCAUGUCAUAUCACGAAGAAUUCAUUGGGUAACGGAAUCCGAUAGAGAGAAAAAGGAAAAAGACCCGGUUGGUGCUAUGGUAAUGGUUAGAGCAUUAGUUUG